GCUGCGUCUGCGCAGAAAGCUGGCGGGGGGGUGGGGGGAGGAACAUGGCGCAAGCUCUGUCUGAGGAGGAGUUUCAGCGGAUGCAGGCUCAGCUCCUGGAACUCCGGACAAACAACUACCAGCUUUCAGAUGAACUACGCAAGAAUGGUGUUGAACUCACCAGUCUUCGACAGAAGGUCGCCUACUUGGAUAAGGAGUUCAGCAAAGCUCAGAAGGCACUGAGCAAGAGCAAGAAAGCUCAGGAAGUCGAGGUAUUGCUGAGUGAAAAUGAGAUGCUGCAGGCAAAGCUGCACAGCCAGGAGGAGGACUUCCGUUUGCAGAACAGCACGCUAAUGGCCGAGUUCAGCAAGCUCUGCAGCCAGAUGGAACAGCUGGAGCGAGAGAACCAGCAACUGAAGGAGGGGGCUGCAGGAGCAGGGGUUGCCCAAGCUGGGCCCCUCGUGGAUGGGGAGCUGCUGAGGCUGCAGGCUGAAAACACAGCCUUGCAGAAGAACGUGGCAGCCCUGCAGGAACGCUACGGGAAAGAAGCUGGGAAGUCCUUAGCUGUCAGUGAGGGCCAGGGGGACCCCCCAGGGGGUCCAGCCCCCACCGUCCUGGCCCCCAUGCCGUUGGCAGAGGUGGAGCUGAAAUGGGAAAUGGAGAAAGAGGAGAAGAGAUUGCUCUGGGAGCAGCUGCAAGGCUUAGAGAGCUCAAAGCAGGCCGAAACAUCCAGGCUGCAGGAGGAACUUGCUAAGCUCUCCGAGAAACUGAAAAAGAAACAAGAAAGUUUUUGCCGUCUGCAGACAGAAAAGGAGACUCUAUUUAAUGACAGCAGGAACAAGAUUGAGGAAUUACAACAACGGAAGGAAGCUGAUCACAAAGCCCAGUUGGCUCGAACCCAGAAGCUGCAGCAGGAACUUGAGGCUGCAAAUCAGAGCUUGGCAGAGCUGAGAGAUCAGCGGCAAGGGGAACGCCUGGAACAUGCGGCAGCUUUGCGGGCCCUACAAGAUCAGGUAUCCAUCCAGAGUGCAGAUGCACAGGAACAAGUGGAAGGGCUUUUGGCUGAGAACAAUGCCUUGAGGACUAGCCUGGCUGCCCUGGAGCAGAUCCAAACAGCAAAGACCCAAGAACUGAAUAUGCUCCGGGAACAGACCACUGGGCUGGCAGCUGAGUUGCAGCAGCGGCAGGCUGAGUACGAGGACCUUAUGGGACAGAAAGAUGACCUCAACUCCCAGCUCCAGGAGUCAUUACGGGCCAAUAGUCGGCUGCUGGAACAACUUCAAGAAAUAGGGCAGGAGAAGGAGCAGUUGACCCAGGAACUACAGGAAGCUCGGAAGAGUGCUGAGAAGCGGAAGGCCAUGCUGGAUGAGCUAGCAAUGGAGACGCUGCAAGAGAAGUCCCAGCACAAGGAAGAGCUGGGAGCAGUUCGUCUACGGCAUGAGAAGGAGGUGCUAGGGGUGCGUGCCCGCUAUGAGCGUGAGCUCCGAGAGCUGCAUGAAGACAAGAAGCGUCAGGAGGAGGAGCUCCGUGGGCAGAUCCGGGAGGAGAAGGCCCGGACACGGGAGCUGGAGACUCUCCAGCAGACAGUGGAAGAACUUCAAGCUCAGGUACACUCCAUGGAUGGAGCCAAGGGCUGGUUUGAACGGCGCUUGAAAGAAGCCGAGGAAUCCCUGCAGCAGCAGCAGCAGGAACAAGAGGAAGCCCUCAAGCAGUGUCGGGAGCAGCAUGCUGCCGAGCUGAAGGACAAGGAGGAGGAGCUACAGGAUGUGCGGGAUCAGCUCGAGCAGGCCCAGGAGGAGCGGGACUGCCACCUGAAGACCAUUAGCAGCCUGAAGCAGGAAGUGAAGGACACAGCGGAUGGGCAGAGGAUCCUGGAGAAGAAGGGCAGUGCUGCGCUCAAGGACCUCAAGCGGCAACUGCAUUUGGAGCGGAAACGGGCAGAUAAGCUGCAGGAGCGGCUGCAGGACAUCCUCACUAAUAGCAAGAGCCGCUCAGGCCUUGAGGAGCUGGUUCUCUCAGAGAUGAACUCACCAAGCCGGACCCAGACAGGGGACAGCAGUAGCAUCUCCUCCUUCAGCUACCGGGAGAUCUUGCGGGAAAAGGAGAGCUCGGCUGUUCCAGCCAGGUCUUUAUCCAGCAGCCCUCAGGCCCAGCCCCCUCGGCCAGCAGAGCUGUCAGAUGAGGAAGUGGCUGAGCUCUUUCAGCGGCUGGCAGAGACACAGCAGGAGAAAUGGAUGCUGGAGGAGAAGGUGAAGCACCUGGAGGUGAGCAGUGCUUCCAUGGCAGAGGACCUCUGCCGGAAGAGCGCCAUCAUUGAGACCUACGUCAUGGACAGCCGGAUCGAUGUGUCUGUGGCAGCAGGCCACACAGACCGCAGCGGGCUGGGCAGCGUCCUGAGAGACCUAGUGAAGCCAGGCGACGAGAACCUUCGGGAGAUGAACAAGAAGCUGCAGAACAUGCUGGAGGAGCAGCUCACCAAGAAUAUGCACUUGCACAAGGACAUGGAAGUUCUGUCCCAGGAAAUUGUGCGGCUCAGCAAGGAGUGCGUGGGGCCUCCUGACCCAGACCUAGAGCCAGGAGAAACCAGCUAAAGACCUGCAGGCUGCACCCACCUCCUCCCCCUCCUACCCCCUAGGAUGCCAUUCCCUUGGGCUGUGGUGGGGAAAUGAGGGCUGAAGCCAAAAUCAAAUAGCUUGGGAGACUGGACAUUAAAGGGACUAGAGGCCUGAUGGUUAGUGUUAAUGAUCCUGUCUUAGGGCAGAGGCCACCAGGGAGUGGGGAUCCUGAAGGAAGGGGCAGGGAUUUCUCCUUCUUCUUGGUCCUGGCUCCCAAGGGCUUCUGUCUUCAUCUCUGCAUGAGCUCUCCUUCCCAGAGACCAACUCUUUUUUAUUUUAUUUUAUUUUAUUUUUUAAUUUAUGUCUGGAGCCUGGCUACUCUGCAUUUGGGAUUGGGGAUGUUGGGUGGGUGUGUGGUCCAUGUUCAGCGUUCUAGCAACACGUGUGUGUGUGUGUGUGUGUGUAAAGGCUGUGCAGCCAAAAUACCAUCUGGCCAGACGGGCCCACCCAC
Molecule: messenger RNA, 3045 nt
Organism: Chlorocebus sabaeus (green monkey)
Lineage: Eukaryota; Metazoa; Chordata; Mammalia; Primates; Cercopithecidae
Gene: GRIPAP1
Product: GRIP1 associated protein 1
Biological process (GO): regulation of neurotransmitter receptor transport, endosome to postsynaptic membrane; regulation of recycling endosome localization within postsynapse; regulation of modification of synaptic structure
Cellular component (GO): glutamatergic synapse; postsynaptic recycling endosome; extrinsic component of postsynaptic early endosome membrane
Source: RefSeq, a predicted model, not a curated record